CACUCGUCAAACUCAACUUGUCUCGGCGAUUUGAUCCAGUUUCAACAGACUCACGACCAUCUCGAACCGCCGUUCGUCUCCCGACCGAUCUUCAACCAGAUAAAAACCUGUCUCUAUAUCACUCUCUCAGAUCCAAUUUUUUUGUCGUGCAAUCAAAGCUUCCGCGAUUCGCAAAUCGCCUGGCUGUGAUCCGCGUACGUCCACGGAUAUCCUGAGAAAAUGCGCGGAGCUUCAAAUCUGGGAUCGAAUCGAGACUAUAGAAAUUAAGCGAUCGAAAUCAUAAAUUAGGGUUUUUUGACCUUCGAUCCUGCGACGAUGGAUAGAAGAAGCUGGGUCUCGUCACUUUUUCUUCUUCUUAUAUUGAUGCUCUUCGUCUCCAAUGCUUCAUCUCGGGGUUUAGCAGAUGAACAACGACCGAAAGAUUCUUCCAAUUCAAACACUACACAAACUCCUCCGUUGCCUAAUGUUGUUGGAGAUGGAAAAGCAAAUGCAACCUCAUCACUGCCGACUAGUAACUCGACGAGUCCACCACCGCCACCGCCGCCACCGCCGCCUCAGCUGCAAGCUGAAGGAGAGAAGAAUGUCACUGUAACGUCUAAUACAACAACGGAGGAGGCCAUAAGCCCGCCUCCAGCUAACCGAACAGAUAGCGUGGAUAAGGGAAAGUCACCGGCUAAAAUGUCGCCGCCGCCUCCCAAGAGUCUUGAGAGUGGGGGAAAUGGGACGGUGGCGGCGGAGACGGGAAAUACUCCGCCUCCUGCGCCGCCUAAAGAUCCUGAGAAGGGGAGCUCAGAGUCUGCGGUUGCUGAGACAUGUGCAGGGAAGUCUAAGAUAUGUAGAACUGAGAAUUCAUUGGUGGCCUGCACUUUGAGCAUUGACAAAGAUUCUUCGAAAUGGUCGAUUCUAGUUCAAAAUGAAGGUGAGGAAUCUUUAAAAGCAAAAAUUGUUCUCCCAGCUAACUCUUCACCAGAGCUGACACUGACAAAACACCAGAGUCAAAGGGUGAACAUAUCGAUUAGUGGAGACACAAACAAACUCAUACUAGACGCAGGAAAAGGAGAGUGUGUGCUUCACAUGUACCCACCACAAGAAAACACCUUAUCCAUCCACCUUCCUUCCUACGAAAAGCUAGUGACCCCCAUCAACGGCGCCUACUUCUUAAUAGUAUCGGUCGUCAUCUUCGGGGGAGCUUGGGGAUUCUGUCUCUGCCGGAAGAAUCGCCGUGCAGACGACAACGGAGUGCCUUACCGUGAGCUAGAACUGAGCGGAGGGGCAGGGUUAGAGAGUGGCCACGACGUGGAGACAGCGGACUGGGACGAGGGCUGGGAUGAUGAUUGGGACGAGAAUAACGCUGUGAAAUCGCCUGGUGGUGCAGCAAACAGUGCCAGGAUCUCUGCCAAUGGAUUAACAGCGAGAGCUUCGAACCGAGACGGCUGGGAUAAUGACUGGGACGACUAGUAUUUUUUUGUGUGUGGAUGGGACAAACUAUUACAUGGAUACAGUUUCCUGCAAAGAAGACAAGACAGAUACAGAAAGGUUUAAUAUUAUACACGCAAAGCUUUUAAAAUUUUUUUUUUUUCUAAGUUGAAGAAAUGUUACAUUUUGUACUUGAGUCUCCCCAACCAGAACCCUGUUGUGUUUUGUUUUUGAACACUUUUAGUUUCAUAUUUUGUGUAACUUGUAUACCAAGGCAUUCAGUUUUGUA
This is a messenger RNA of Raphanus sativus (radish), 1705 nucleotides long. Its product is annotated as proline-rich receptor-like protein kinase PERK10. Bases 316 to 1458 code for a protein of 380 amino acids. The transcript has 4 exons. NCBI's taxonomy places the organism in Eukaryota, Viridiplantae, Streptophyta, Magnoliopsida, Brassicales, Brassicaceae. The record is from RefSeq and is a predicted model, not a curated record.